GGUAAUAUAUAGCUUGUAAUACAAAUUCUAUUUAUGCUCACUAGAUGCUAGUAAGUGUAGUUGAUGAGUUAUAUAUGUACAUGCCCGCUUAAUUAUACAAACGUGUGCGCAUGCAUGCAGUUGUCACUGGAUCUUGCUAGUCAUUGAACUUGACGAGGGAAAAGUUACAUCGCUGGACACAAUAAAGGAAACAAAAGAAAUAUACUACUUGAACGUUAUUGGGAUGCUCGACACGGCUUAUGCAAAAUUCAAGGAAAAGGUGAAAGGCCCUUGGAAAGAAAAGCUGUCAUUUGUGAAACUCGGGUGCAUGAGGCAAGCGCAGGGGACUAAUUUAUGUGGCUACGUAGUUUGCGAGAACAUUCGCAUGAAGACGUCCGAAAGGAAGCUAACGGACAAAAACUUUCAGUUGCUCCAGAUGCGGGAUCAGCUCCUAGAAGAUGACUGCAUGAAAGCACUUCAAGCGGAAAUAGCAGAAUUUUUCCUCGAGCAGGUCAUAGAUCCCAAUGGAGAAUACUAUUACCCGCUGUAAUGCCUGCAUUGUAAUGGUCUGCAAAUUGUAGGAGAAAUUUUAUGUACCA
Molecule: messenger RNA, 578 nt
Organism: Triticum dicoccoides
Lineage: Eukaryota; Viridiplantae; Streptophyta; Magnoliopsida; Poales; Poaceae
Exons: 4
Coding region: 224-529 (101 amino acids)
Source: RefSeq, a predicted model, not a curated record